AUGGGAAAGGUGUUUGAUGCCACAGAAGUGGCUAAACACAACAAUAGCAAGAGUUGCUGGGUCAUUCUCUAUGGCAAGAUUUACGAUGUCACUAACUUCCUUGCCGAACAUCCGGGUGGUGCAAAUGUCAUCCUUAAACUCGCAGGCAAAGAUGCGACAGAGGAGUUUGACCCAGUACACCCAGCAGGGACUUUAGAGGAGAACCUAAAGCCCGAGGCCUUUAUUGGGAAUGUUGAUCCUGCAACAGUGACCAAGAAAGAGACGCCCGUGGCACCAGAGAAGAUCAAUGAUCACCCUCCUGUCACAGCCCUUUUAAAUAUGGAUGAAAUCGAGGAAGUGGCGACCGCGAAGAUCAGCAAAAAAGCCUGGGGAUAUUACUAUUCGGCCGCAGAUGACAAAAUCACUAAGCGAUUGAAUACAGAGGCAUUUCGCUCUAUUGUUUUGCGACCGAGAGUGUUUAUCGACUGUACCGAGUGCAGUCUUGAUGUGAGCUUAUUAGGAAACCCGGUAUCGAUGCCAAUUUAUGUGUCUCCUGCCGCCCAAGCUCGCCUGGGACAUCCAACUGGUGAAGCAGGAAUCGCGGAGGCAUGUCGCAGCUUCGGGGCUUUGCAAAUAAUUUCCAACAGUGCCUCUAUGACGCCAGAGCAAAUUGUGGAGAAUGCCUCACCCGACCAGUCAUUUGGCUGGCAGUUGUACGUGCAGGAAAAUCGAAAUAAGAGCGAGAAAAUGAUUGCUCGAAUCAACAAGCUUCGUGCGAUCAAAUUUGUUGUACUCACACUGGAUACGCCUGUUAUGGGUAAACGGGAAGAUGAUCAGAGGAGCGGCGAUGUCAUCAAUGAAAUUACCGAGGCAGACUUGCCAGAAACCGCCCGGAAAGACAAAGAAAAGCAAGUGUUUGCAGGGCUUGAUCCUACUCUCACUUGGAGGGAGACUCUUUCGUGGCUGGCAAAACACACCAAGCUUCCUGUCAUUCUCAAAGGGAUCCAAACACAUGAAGAUGCCUAUAUCGCCACACUUUAUCGACCCCAGGUCAAGGGCAUAAUUCUAUCUAAUCACGGUGGUAGAUCCCUUGACACCUCUCCUCCUGCUGUGCAUACAUUGCUCGAAAUCCGGAAAUACUGUCCUGAAGUCUUUGAUAAAGUCGAAGUUUGGAUAGAUGGCGGUGUUAAGAGAGGCACUGAUGUAGUCAAAGCCAUCUGCCUGGGUGCAAAAGGGGUCGGUAUUGGACGACCACCACUAUGGGGGCUGGCCGCCGGAGGUGUCGAUGGUGUCAAAAGGACACUGCAAAUCUUGGCUGACGAGACCAAAACUUGCAUGCGCUUACUGGGUGUGCAAAAGCUUGACCAGCUUGGAAUGCAUCAUAUCAAUGCACGAACUUUAGAAGAAAAGAUAUAUGAUGGCCCCUCUCGUCUCGAUAUUUGCCGGGCAGAUCACAAGUCAAAGCUUUAG
Molecule: messenger RNA, 1449 nt
Organism: Penicillium macrosclerotiorum
Lineage: Eukaryota; Fungi; Ascomycota; Eurotiomycetes; Eurotiales; Aspergillaceae
Product: FMN-dependent alpha-hydroxy acid dehydrogenase
Exons: 5
Coding region: 1-1449 (482 amino acids)
Molecular function (GO): oxidoreductase activity; heme binding
Source: RefSeq, a predicted model, not a curated record